UACAGGCUUUUCUUCAGAUAAACAGCGUUAAACAAAAUCCUAGAAUCCUCGUCGGAGUUUCAGUCCGGUCGAUGAUCGGAGCUCUGGUUUCCGUCGGAGGAGACGAGAUAGAGCGUUUAUCUGUCGUUCGUUGUUUGUUGGGUGAGAGAAAAGCGAGUUUUUGUAGGUAGAUAAGAAGAGGAAGACUGAAAAUGAAUGGUAAUGGCAAUGGAUUUGGGAGUGCGGCGGCGGCUGCUGACUAUAUAAGGAGACAUCAUCUGCAUGAGAUUGGAGAGAAUCAGUGUAGUUCAACUCUCGUAAAGCACAUCAAAGCUCCCGUUCCUCUCGUUUGGUCUUUGGUGAGGAGGUUUGACCAACCUCAGAAGUAUAAACCUUUUGUGAGCAGGUGCGUCGCACAGGGGAACCUAGAGAUUGGAAGUCUUAGAGAAGUUGAUGUCAAGUCGGGUCUCCCGGCUACUACAAGUACUGAAAGAUUGGAACUCCUUGAUGAUAACGAGCAUAUCCUCUGCAUCAAGAUUAUAGGUGGUGAUCACAAACUUAAGAACUACUCUUCAAUCAUUUCCCUCCAUCCGGAGAUCAUUGACGGAAGACCGGGGACGUUAGUCAUUGAAUCCUUCGUGGUAGAUGUGCCUGAAGGGAACACGAGGGACGAGACAUGCUACUUUGUUGAAGCUUUGAUCAAGUGCAACCUCAAAUCACUGGCAAAUGUCUCUGAGGGGCUAGCAGUGCAGGACCGGACCGAGCCUAUUGAUAUAUGAAAGUUGAGGCCGAGGAGAUGAAAGAAAAAUAAUGUGUUGGAUAUAGUUGCCAUGGAUGAAGCUUCAAAAGGCUUUUCGUACCUGGGAGGGGCUUUAGGGAUGGACUGGCAAUUGUGGUAUUCCAUCUUCUACACACACACACUGCAUUGCUUGUACUUUAUCAUUUGUUUCUCCUUUUGUUUAUCGAACUUAAUAUGCUGGAUUUCCUCUGUAGUAGAUUAACCUCAUUGUUGAAGGAUGGGAAGAGAAUGGACUUAAUUCCUGCCCAGCUGAUCCAGGAUUUCCAAGAGAAAAUGG
Molecule: messenger RNA, 1055 nt
Organism: Hibiscus syriacus
Lineage: Eukaryota; Viridiplantae; Streptophyta; Magnoliopsida; Malvales; Malvaceae
Product: abscisic acid receptor PYL8-like
Exons: 3
Coding region: 192-758 (188 amino acids)
Biological process (GO): abscisic acid-activated signaling pathway
Cellular component (GO): nucleus; cytoplasm
Molecular function (GO): signaling receptor activity; protein phosphatase inhibitor activity; abscisic acid binding
Source: RefSeq, a predicted model, not a curated record